This is a messenger RNA of Kuraishia capsulata CBS 1993, 786 nucleotides long. RefSeq lists its product as uncharacterized. The record is from RefSeq and is a predicted model, not a curated record. Bases 1 to 786 code for a protein of 261 amino acids. Lineage: Eukaryota; Fungi; Ascomycota; Pichiomycetes; Pichiales; Pichiaceae. The transcript has a single exon.
AUGUCCUUGUCAGAGAAACCAGCCAUCGUAGACUCCAAGUCUGGCUCUGAGGAACCAGAACUGGAGUCCGUCAAUCAUCCAAUCAACAUCAAGCGUUUGAAGCAGAUCCGCAUUGCACUCUUUGUCUUUACAGCUUUGGUGUUCAGCACUGCUGUGUUCAGUUUCGUGACUGCCGUUUGUUCUGUUCGCAACUCUUUUUUCUCUCACGAUGAUCAUCAUCCUCACUUCAGGAAUCACCAUGGUUUGGACCACGAUAUGCGCAUGGAGGGGUUUCAUGAUGACAGAGAGUUCUUUAGAGUACAUGACGCCCCUCACAGAGCUGAUCGUCCCCACGAGAUGAGGGUUGGCGCGGAGCAUGAAAGACCAUCCAGACUCCAAGAACACCACGAUCGCCCAGAAGAUGCAGCGAGAAUGGGACGCCCAGAUCAUAACCCAGAGGAUGGCAUGUUCAAGAAACAAAUGAUCAAGCCAUGCAAGUCUAAGAAGAAGAACCAGAGACACCAAAAAAGUCACGAAGACAUCGAGGCCUUUUUGAACCAACUGGCUGUUGAUAACCGCAGAGCUGUUGAGAACUUCUUGAACGAGAAGCCCGUCGAGAUCAAAGAUUCUGGUGAUGCUCAUGAUAACGGCAAGGAGCUCCAUAAGUUAGGUAAGCCUGCUAAGCUUGACCAUGAUGAUGAAGUUCGUGACAGGGUAUUUGACCAUAGCGAACCUAUUUUAGUUGGAUUUGACGAUAGGAAAACCGAAGUCGAAGUUGAUGACCUCGAUCUUGAGUUUCUUAUUUAG